Molecule: messenger RNA, 2292 nt
Organism: Dentiscutata heterogama
Lineage: Eukaryota; Fungi; Glomeromycota; Glomeromycetes; Diversisporales; Gigasporaceae
Source: the annotation of a GenBank genome assembly
AUGGACAAUGAGGGGAGAUCUUGCGUUUAUGGACUGAGACACCAAGCAAGGUGCCUUACAGCGGUUACUGCUGAAACAGAACAGAAUAAAUUUCUUGUAGGAUCUCAAACUCUUAAACGUGAUAAUGAGAUUCACCUAAUUAACUUUCAUGAAGACGAGUUCGAAAUAACCAGUACAAUUUAUCAGCAUUCGGAAGAAGUGUGGGACAUUGCUGCAUGUCCCGCGAAAAGUGAUCUUUUUUUUACGUGUUAUAAAAAAUUUGAUUCAAUAUCAUCCCACACAAAGGCUAAAUUAUGGCGAAUGAACAAUUCAGAUGUGAUUUCGGAAGACUUUGAAAAAAGACCUCGUCCUCUGAGAAGCGCAUCGCAUUUGCCAUUGGAAUGUAUUUUUGAAGUCAAAGAGGACGAUACGAUUAAAAAAGUUUUGUGGGAUCCCAAGAAAGAUCUGACAAAAUUCGUGUCUAUUCAUGACUCUUCAUUGCGUAUUUGGGAGUUUGACGAACAGAUGACGUCAGCAAAGACCUCUCACACAGUUGAUUUCUCUUCAACAAAUGAAUCUUUACCUCCAUUAACAACUGGAGUAUGGAAUCCACAUCAACCAGAAGUUGCCAUUGGUAAGGAAUGUUCUGUGCAAGGUUUGGACCUACGAUCACAAAGUUUAAUAAUCGACAUUAUUCAAAAUUAUUUUUUUUUAAGUCAAACGUUCAACAUCAAUGGUGCACAUUCUGUACUUGUUCGUGCGUUAGAUUACAAUCCGAAUAAGCCAUAUCAAAUUGCAUCAGCAGGUGACGAUUGUAAGAUCAGAUUUUGGGAUCUUAGAAAUACUACAAAUAGUCUUAAACAAAUUUCUGACCAUACGCAUUGGGUGUGGGCCAUCGCGUAUAAUCGAUUUCACGAUCAGCUUUUUUUAAGUUCGAGCUCUGAUUGUCAAGUAAAUCUUCAAAGUAUUGUCUCUAUUUCUUCUGGCGCGUUUCAAUAUGAUGAACGCGAAAAUGACGAUGGAUCAGAAUAUGAUUACCAUGAUCAAUUAGGAAAGCCAACUGAUGGACUAGUGAGAGCUUACGAUCAACAUGAAGAUAGCGUGUACGCAGUUGCUUGGAGCACUUGUGACCCAUGGACGGCCAUUAGUGCCGUUAUUCGAAAAAAACUUCAAGGAUAUGUAGGAUUUGCCAACCUUCCAAACCAAGUGCAUAGGAAAUCCGUGAAAAAAGGAUUCCAUUUCACGGUUAUGAUAGUUGGUGAAUCCGGUCUAGGAAAAUCAACUCUAGUCAAUACUUUGUUCGGCACUACACUUUACCCCAAUAAAGGUGAAGCAGAACCAUCAGAUGAAACACCAAAAACUGUAGAAAUCCAAUCUCUAAGUGCAGACAUUGAAGAAAAUGGUGUUAAAUUAAGGCUCACAGUCGUUGAUACUCCUGGAUUUGCCCGUUUUGAUGCAUACCUCGAACAAGAAAACCGUGUGAAUCGUCGUAAGAUGGUUGAUAAUCGCGUCCAUGCUUGCAUUUAUUUCAUUGCUCCUACCGGUCAUUCGCUCAAACCUUUGGAUGUUGAAUUCAUGCGACGGCUGCAUACCAAAGUCAAUCUCAUUCCAGUAAUUGCAAAGUCAGAUACGUUGACUGAAGAUGAAAUCAAACAAUUUAAGCAACGUAUUCUAGACGAUAUUGCUUAUCAUAAGAUUCAAAUCUACCAAGCACCACAAUAUGAAUAUGAUGAUCAAGAAACUUUAGCCGAAAACCGUGAAAUAAUAAGCAAGAUUCCAUUUGCCAUUGUCGGUAGUGACAAGGAAGUCGAACUUCCUGACGGACGUCGCGUGCGUGGACGCAAAUACCCAUGGGGUGUCAUUGAAGUCGAUAACGAAGAGCACAAUGACUUUGUAAAACUUCGACAAAUGCUCAUUCGAACUCAUAUGGAAGAACUUAAGGAACACACUAAUGAUGUACUCUACGAGAAUUAUCGAUCCGAAAAACUUGUCACCAUGGGUGUACAACAAGAUCAAACCGUUUUCAAGGAGGUAAAUCCACUUGCCAAGAUGGAAGAAGAACGAGCACUUCAUGAGGCUAAGCUACAAAAGAUGGAGGCAGAAAUGAAAAUGGUAUUCCAGCAAAAAGUCCAGGAGAAAGAGGCUAAAUUGAAACAAUCCGAAGAAGAAUUAUAUGCUCGUCACAAGGAGAUGAAGGAUGCCCUGGAGAAACAACGUCUAGAAUUAGAAGAAAAAAAGAAACGAUUGGAGACGGGUAGACCGAUUACCCCCGAAAAGGCAAAGAAAAAAGGAUUCUCGUUUAAUAACAAAUAA